AUACAUGCUGGUGAUCUGAUUCUGAGAUCCAGCGGCCAUGAAGGCAGUGCUGCAAAGCUCCGUGGAGAGCGAAGGGCAUGACAAGGCACAGAAGACAUCAUGGCUAUCUACUGCAGCCAAGGAAGUCACCAGUUGUGACAAUUUUUCAUACCAUUAGACUGACCUUUUUAAGGUCGGCUGUGGAACUACCCCAGUGCAACAGCUUUUUCACUAAAAAUCUUCCCGCACAGGUUUUGGUCAUCACUGGAAAUGGCAGACAACCAACACAGCUGGUACAAGAAACUGCUGGAGUAGAGGAGGAGGCGGAUGUGUUUGUUAGUCUUAGACCAAGACCAGCCAAAGCCAUGGAUCCAGGCACCAAUCGGACCUCGUGUGCAAUGGGCAAAUAUAAGAGGGUCAUUAUUGCUGUACUCUGCGUCGUCAUUGGUUUAGCAAUCGUUGCUGUCGCUGCAUAUUUUGUGAAGGUUGCCAUCGACACUUAUUUAUUCUUCUGCCCCAAGACUUUCAAGUUCAUUGCCCUUGAUUUGCAAUGCAACGGGAUCAAAGACUGUUCAGAAGGUGAAGAUGAGCUUGGCUGUGUGUCAAACGUCACCUUCCAGGAAGAAUAUCCAGUGCGGAUUUACGGACCAAACUCCAUUCUGCAGGUGAAAGAUUCAACAACCCAGGAAUGGAAAAGUGUGUGUUAUGAGAAUUGGAAAUCUAAAUAUGCUCAAGUAGCAUGCAACCAGCUAGCCUAUACAAGAGACCCCGUGAGUGUCUCAUUGAAUAAGGAUCUCUGGCCUUCCUACAAGAUCAUCAAUAUCAACAAAGUUACAACCUCGAGCACCAUUCAAAGUCUGUUGACAGAUGGGACCUGCAAUUCCAAUCAGAUUGUCUCUCUUGUUUGCGCACGAUGUGAACGGAGUGGAACUGGGCGUAUUGUAGGGGGAGUGGAUGCCAUCAUUGAUGAAUGGCCCUGGCAAGUCAGCCUCCAGUACAAGAACCAUCACCUGUGUGGUGGCAGCAUUAUAACCUCCCGGUGGGUGAUAACAGCUGCACACUGUUUCCCAGAGGAAUAUCAUCAGAUUGCAAACUGGAGGGUGUUUGCUGGAAGUGAGCGCCUUCACUCUGGAGGGAGCACAUUUUCUGUCAAGAAUAUCAUCAUGCAUGGGAACUAUAACCGGCUGACCAGUGAUUAUGACAUUGCCCUGGUAAAAUUGAGGUCUCCCUUGCCUUACACAGAUAACAUCCGUCCAGUUUGUUUACCCAACUCUAACAUCCCAGCGCAGAAGAACAUGGCAUGGGUUACUGGCUGGGGCUACAGGAAAGAAUUUGGUGAAGUGUCUCCUAUUCUGCAGAAGGCCAACGUAAUGAUAAUUAACCGAGAUAUUUGUAAUCGGAGGCAAUAUUAUUCUGGGAGGAUCACAACACGCAUGCUGUGCGCUGGCUACCUUACUGGCAAAGUGGAUGCAUGUCAGGGUGACAGUGGGGGGCCGCUAGUUUAUCAAUAUAAGCAUUGGCAGCUGGUUGGUAUCGUGAGCUGGGGCACAGGAUGUGCCCGCAUUGGUCGGCCUGGAGUUUAUACCAAUGUAACUGUACUGCUCAACUGGGUCUACAAUGUCAUGAAUGUAUGAGGUUGAAAGGUUUGGAGAAAAAUUUCACACUAGUCCUGGAUUUCCAGAAGGAUUCUACUCUUAAGAUUCAUAAAGGUCUCUGACUUGAACUGUUUACAUGAAUUGCUGCACGUGUGUGCCUUGGCUGACAGAAUACAGAAGUAAACACCAGCUGAUUCCCUGUCUUCAGCGUUCACACUAAAGGCCAAAACAUGCAUGCAUGGGGCUUUUAAGAUAAUGUUAACUUUGUCAACUUGAAAAUUGAAUACAAUUCUACAGUGCACUUUUUUGCUAUCAAUAUUUACAUGAUGGGUUGAAGUUCUUUUAAAUGAAGACUGCCACAAAUGCCAGUAGGCCAAAUGUUAAUCUUUUCGACUCAAAUGAUUUCCAAAAUUAAUUUUGCAUCAAAAAUAUUCAUAGAUGACCAGAUAAUUUUUGAUUCUUGCCUUUUUGCUCUAAGACUGCUGAAUCAAAUGGCCAGAUUUUUGCACAGAAUUUCAAGGCUGCCAAUCAAUAAAUCCCAUUAUUGGGAGUGAAGAUGUGAUUGAUAACUUGAUUGACCUGUCAGGUAUAUCAAUGAUCACAACCCACUGAAACCCUUCCUAGAACCAACUUCACUGCGGGAAGUAAAAGUAGCUUUUACAAAUCAGACGUACACUUAAGAUGAGAGUUGGAGUUCAGGGAUGCAGUCUUGCCGUGUUUUAUACACCAAAUGUUAGAAUUGAAGCACUACAUAAUUAACUAUACAAGAAUGGAUCUGAUUCUGCAAGGGAAAUACUUCAGGUCCUCAGGUGGCAAGAUUCAAUAUACCUCAAAUUGUCCAAUACAAAGGGUUUAUUUUUGUCCAUGUGAAUUUUAGUUUUGAGCUGUGAAUUUGUUCCUAAACUAGACCACACAUACAACUGAGCUGAAUUCCAGUGUAGCAAGUAGCUGUCUGCAGUGAGAUUCAGGUAAUCUGGGAAAUCAUAUCCUUGGGAUACAGUCCAACCCCGUUUCGAUGUCUUUAUGCACAUUUUCGUCAUCUCUAAAAUCUGCACUGUUGAAACUUGAUGGGUAUUUCAAUGUGUUCUGCUUUCAGGAUAAAGUAAUUUUAUUUAAAUGUCACUAACUUGUAAAAGCUUUUGUUUAAAUAGAAAAGCCAUUUUUUUUGUUGAAUUUAUUAAAUUGCACAGGAAGAGAUGUUGAAAAUGCAGUGUCUAGGCUCGGUGGGAGGGCAGUUUCUUGUGCUUGCUUCCCUUUGCCAGCCAGCUCUCUGGUCUAUAUUGGGAGCUGAUCUCUGCCAGUGUAAUGGGAAGGGAAGGAGUUGGAUUGCAAUGAAAUGCAGUGCUCUUUGAUUAGAGCUGAAAAGGACACGUCACAAUUUCUAGUGAAUCCAAGUAAAAAAGCUGGCAUAGAACAAGUUCAAGAUUUGACUAUGAUGUGUUCCCUUCUCUUAUAAAUAUCCUGAUGGCAUUCACUGACUGAAUUUGCACAUGCUUAACAGCCAAUUGUAGAGGUGCAUUCAGGUGUCAGUGAGAUGACCCGGGGGGGGAGGGUCCUUUCAGUUGUGUAAAAGUUUAUUCUACAUACUGUACUUGCGUUAGGCAAAGCACUUGGAAAGUUGAUUCUUUGUAAAUAGUGCCACAAAGUGAUUACAAAUGGAAGGAGCAUCUCCAACUCAGUUUUUGUGCUAGAACAUCCUUUAUUGUCACCAACCUUCCAUUAAGUUGCCAUACAUCCAAAUGGUUAAAAGGCUCACAUGAUCCACCUGGAUUUAUUCCUGUGCUGGUGAUGAAUGACUCGUUUUGACCUUGAAAGCUUGUGACAACUUUGUAUCAAUAUGUCAUUUUAGAUUACUUUUAAAUAAUUAUAGAUUACUUUUAAAUAAAUCAAUCUUUU
This is a messenger RNA of Mobula hypostoma (lesser devil ray), 3470 nucleotides long. RefSeq names its product transmembrane protease serine 4-like. Gene Ontology annotation, biological process: proteolysis. Bases 78 to 1613 code for a protein of 511 amino acids. Gene Ontology annotation, molecular function: protein binding; serine-type endopeptidase activity. Gene Ontology annotation, cellular component: membrane. The transcript is spliced from 13 exons. NCBI's taxonomy places the organism in Eukaryota, Metazoa, Chordata, Chondrichthyes, Myliobatiformes, Myliobatidae. The record is from RefSeq and is a predicted model, not a curated record.